UUUUACCAUGGCAGAAAGCAAGCAAGAGAGGAGCUUGACUCAUCUUUUAGAUGGCUUGGAAAAGGCCCACAGAGCUGAUGUUCAACUUUACACCUCAGGACACUUAAACCAUAACAAGCUUUAUAAGCCGCAAGAGAAUAUAAAACCGGGAUACUGGGACAGCGCCAAGAAACCAACACAUUUCACGACAGAAAGAAAGCAAUUCCCAGCUCAAAAUAUAUGCGAUGAGACAGCCAAGAAGAUGAAAAAUACUUUGGCUGAUUUCACCCCCAACACCACACUGGUUCCAGUACGUGCCAAAUCUGCCUCUCCUUUCUACAAACACUCUCAGGCACUCAUGGCCAGAGUUGAUCGCCCAGUGAAUGGCCCAUUAACUUUUACUCCUUUGGAAAGGCAGUUGAAAGAGCUUAAAAAGAAAAUAGAGGAAGAAACUGACAGACUCAAUAAGCCACUUAAAAGAGAAGAGUUAGAUGUGCCAGAGAUGAAGGUGUUGAAGUACAAGCCAGUUAAGAACAGCCGACGUUGUGCUGCUGAAGUUGCUAAGGAUGAGUACCAGUUUAUGCCUUCAUAUUUGGCUGGAGUGACUAAAACUGAUCAGUUUAACAAGUUUUUACAUUUUCAGAGGGAUUUUAUUGCCAAGCGUGAUCUGCUAGACAAUGACACCACUGGGAGCAAAGCAUCAGAGAGGCAUGAAAGGAAGUUGGCUCAGGAGCUCCAGAAGAUCUGUGAUUGUAACCGUCCCCAUUUCAAACGGCUGCAGGUCUUUGGGGAUGUGUUUGAAGAUAUUUGCAACAGCUCUUUGAUAUUUGGUGAUAUUCUGAAGGAAGUUAAGAAUGAAUAUGAGCUCUACAUGGUGAUACUUCUGGAUUCUCUGCCUAUAACACAAUACAAGACCCUGAUGGCUCAGGUAAAAGGUAUGGGGAAAAGACCUGUGAAGACACGAGAAAUAGAAGAGCUCAGGCGAGAAGUACAGACCCUUGUGAAAAAAGCCAAAAGUGUCUGGAAGAGAAAUGAAGAACUCAGAAAUGAAUUAGAAAUUCAAUUGUGGGUGAGCCAGUCUCCUGAGAGUAAACUUGUUCCAGAGACCUCCAGGGACCAUGCUAUGAAACUGCCUGAAGAGAAACCUCUUACCCUUGCUGAACAGAUUGAAUCUAUGAGGUGCCAAGUUCUUGCUAAAUGGGAGGAAAUGCAAGCACUAGAGAAAGAGAUUCGAGAAACCAUGACUCAUGCUGGGAUGGCAAAUACUAUAGAGAAGACUGUUAAAGACAUAGAGGCCGAAGCUGUUAAACUCAACUCAGCCAACAGCUUACUUCAAAAACAAAUCAAAGAAGUUCAAUACAACAUCACAAACAUCUUAAAUAGACAGAAGGUCACCAAGGAAAUUCAGCGAAAGUUGUGGGAGUUGCUGAAGAAAUUCUUGUCACUUGAAGAUAAUGAAUCAACGUCAGACAAUUCAGAAGAACAUGUAGGAAGAUAAAUUAUAGAUGCCUUGAUGGUAUACUUGACACUUGAUGGUAUACUUGACACCUUGAAACCAUGCAAAUGAAAUCCAAAUAUGAAAAACUGAUGCUGAAUCUCAGAAUUAAGUAUAAUAAUGCAACUUCAGAAAUAGAAAUGCAUGCCAUUUUUUUACACAAAUUAUCAUGGUUUGGUAUUCUGUAUAUAUAGAAAAAGAUUAUUAUAUACUAUCUAGAAAAUGCCCUGCAUUAGUAAUAGCAAUUGUUUAAAUAACUAUGCCUUUUCCAUGCAGCUUUCAGUAGAAGCUGCCCUCGCUUCAUGAUGGAACCUUUAUUAUGCAAGUGGCAGAGGUUAUUAAUUAAAAUCUCAGGAUGGAACUCACAACUAACAGCUAUUUAAGUAAAUGGAAGCUGCAGCUUCUAAAUAAGAUCUAUUUAUAUCACUGUGUGCAAACACUUUCUUGCAAGUACUGCAUACAGGACUUGAUUUGGACUGGUAUACAGUGGUAUGGCAUACUGGCACCUCUCCUAGAAGCCUUCUUGUUCUACAGAAUCUCAGCUUCCAUUUUAGAAAAGUAAAUGUCUAGCUGUUACAGUUGCAAAAAAACCCUUGAAAACACAAACCAAGUAUAUGUGAAGCAGAAGUGUCCGCCUGAAUUUGCAGAGUGCCCGUAAAGAUAGCUCAGAAGUAUGUAUUGCCCCAUUCAUCUCAAAGAGGUGUUAAUUCAGAUGCCAGUGAUGAUAUUUUAAACGUCAACAUGGUUAAUUAUUUCAUUGCUCAUCCAAGUAUGUAAGAAAAAUAGAGGAAGGAAGGAAGACUGAUAUUAUGAAGAUUUGCACAGACUACUGCAAGUAGCAGCUCUUUUUUUGCCAUGCAACAAGAGGGAGAAUACCCCUACAAAUUAUUUUCCCCAAUCAAAAAGGAGCCAAAAUCCAGGGAGCCCAGGGGAACAUUCAUACUCCACCCAGGCUAUGUCUACAUUGCACAGGUAAAUAACCCCUGACUGGCCCCUGGGUCUGAGCAGCCAGGUAAGCUUAGCCUGGACACGAGUGUCCCCACUGUGUCUGCCAAUGUGUGUCUAUGGCGUAUCCCAUAGUUCUUUCUGCUAAGGUGCUCUAAAAUUCUUUCCCAGUUAGUUGUCAAUUGUCCAAUCUGGGAAAUAUACUGGAGGACUGUCAGAACUUGAGUGAUUUUAGCCACUGACGUCUAACUUGCACCCCCAGCUGGGUAAGAUAACCUGAACUUAGAACUAGGUCACAGGGUUUUUUUAUAUGGAUGGUAGGGUCAGGCUAAAACCUUUGUGCAGUGUAGAAGUACCCUGAGAGAAAACCAAGCCCACGGAGGCUAGCGGAGCCUCUGGGUGUAUUUGAAUCCCCCAGUAAGGUGAAGCUAAACUCAAGAGACUCAGAGACCAUGUACGAUCAAGCUUUGAACAUAUUGUAAUAAAAUUCCUCCUCUAACUUGCUGGGUCCUGCACUUAUUGGUGGAUUUUGCUCGCCUCAGAGAUUCACAGUAGCCCUCAGUUUGGCCACUUUCGUGGCCAAAUCUGCCGUUCACUC
This is a messenger RNA of Dermochelys coriacea (leatherback sea turtle), 3017 nucleotides long. RefSeq names its product chromosome 3 C6orf118 homolog (gene C3H6orf118). Bases 8 to 1477 code for a protein of 489 amino acids. The record is from RefSeq and is a predicted model, not a curated record. NCBI's taxonomy places the organism in Eukaryota, Metazoa, Chordata, Testudines, Dermochelyidae. The transcript is spliced from 9 exons.